AUGUCUCCGGCUCAAAUGUCUCAAGAUAAGCCAAUGGAGGACAAUCGAAAUGAUCAUCAGCUCUCAGCUAGUAACGGUUCCGAAGGCGAGUCGGCAUCUACGGUAUUGCAGGUAGAACGACACGACUAUGUUGACCUUGCGCCAACGCAUCGGAAGCGAGCGCAUUCGAUGAACGGGUUUGAUGAUAUCUACACUGAUAUUGUCGACUACAUCGUGCGAUGCACACAUCGGAUAUGGGACGAACGGGACAUUGGCUUGAUCUACACCCAUUACACACACAACUGCACUUUGUAUGGGACAAUGGGAACGCUGUACGAUCGCGAGUCCGUUGUACGCGAUACCAUUCAGCGGCUCGUCUCAUUUCCCGAACGGCGAGGCAUGGCGACGCAGGUGCUGUGGAACGGCAACGAUAAGGAUGGGUUCUAUACCUCACAUCUUGUGACUGGCUCCGGCCGACACACGCAGUUUGGUCACUAUGGCCCGGCGACAGGGAGGACAUUUGUCUCUCGCACCAUUGCGGAUUGCAUGAUCUACAGGAACCGCAUUUAUCGAGAGUGGGUUGUAGCUGACAACAUGGCUAUCAUCAAGCAACUUGGUCUGGAUGGAGAGGUGCUGGCUGAGGACGCAGCUAAAACCCUGUUUGAUAAGGGACUCGAGGCUGUUGACAUUGGCGAGAAUCGCCGGCUGGUUGGCCAGUUGUCUCCAGAGGAAGAAGGCGAUACCUCGAUCGCAAAUAACGACAUCGAGACCGAGACACUUUUGUGGCUACAUGAGGUUUGGAACCGCCGUAUGUUCGGGCGUAUCACCAAGGUCUACGCUCCCAAUGCACAGUAUCACGGCCCGAAGAUGGUUGAGCUUUACGGCCCUGCCGCCGUUCUACAUCAGCACCUCGGUCUGCUUGGCUCCAUUCCCGAUGCCGUCUAUACACCCCAGCAUAUAUGUUCCAACCCAUGCGAUGAAGGAGGUAUCAAAGUUGCUGUGCGGUGGGUAUUGGAGGGUCACCACUUGGGUUAUGGACAUCUGUCCGAGCUGGGCAAGCCUACGGGUCAGCGACUUCAAGUCAUGGGAAUUACGCACUAUCAUUACCGCAAUGGCCAUAUCGUGGAUGAGUGGAACGUGUAUGACGAGUUUUCCUUGCUGACGCAAAUCAAGCUCGGCAAGAUGUUGAAAACCUAA
Messenger RNA from Phaeoacremonium minimum UCRPA7, 1176 nucleotides. Its product is annotated as putative -like polyketide cyclase protein. Bases 1 to 1176 code for a protein of 391 amino acids. The transcript has a single exon. Lineage: Eukaryota; Fungi; Ascomycota; Sordariomycetes; Togniniales; Togniniaceae. The record is from RefSeq and is a predicted model, not a curated record. Gene Ontology annotation, biological process: polyketide metabolic process.